GGGAAGCGGCGGAGCUGCGCGGGUCCGGGGCUCGCUGGGGCGCACAGCUGCGCGGGAGACGGAGCGCCGCUGAGAGGGGCUGCUGCGCCGCUUCUGCUGCUGCCGCCGCUUGUGGAUCUAACUGGUGGCGGCGGCGGCGGCGCUUCUGCUUCAUGCCCGGCGAGGGUCGCCGGGGGGAUCUACGUCGGAGGCUGCCGCCGCUCUGCCUGCCGGCCGCAGAGGCUCAUGCGGGGGGCCCCGUCGGGAGCAGGGAGGGCGGGGGAGAGGCCGCUGCGCCCUGAGCCUUCCUCGGGACUGGCUGCUGCGGGGAGGCCGCGGGACGCCAGCGGGGCUCUCUCGCCCGCCGCCGACGCUCGGCCAGCCUUAGGAGUCCCCGGAGGGGCCGCCCCCAGCCGGUCGGGCUGGCCCCAGCGCUGGGCUCCCCGAUGAACUGCCUGAAAGAGCCGCUGAGCCUGGAGCGCUUAGGAGCCGGGAACCCGCUGUGCUCCACCUCCCCUUCCUCCUCCUCCUCCUCCUCCUCCUCGUCGUCGUCGUCCUCCUCUUGCCACUACCACCAGCCGCCGCCGGCCCUGGUCAUGGCUUCGGCCCUGACCCCCGGACAGCCGCGGUCGGCCUUGGAGUCUGCCAAACACCGGCUGGAGGUGCACACCAUCUCCGACACCUCCAGCCCCGAGGCCGCAGAGAAAGACAAAAGCCAGCCGAGCAAGAACGACGACGCGGGGCCCGAGGAUCCGUCCAAGAAGAAGCGGCAGCGGCGGCAGCGGACUCAUUUCACCAGCCAGCAGCUGCAGGAGCUGGAGGCCACUUUCCAAAGGAACCGCUACCCGGACAUGUCUACUCGCGAGGAGAUCGCCGUGUGGACCAACCUCACUGAGGCCCGAGUCCGGGUUUGGUUCAAGAACCGGCGGGCCAAGUGGCGGAAGCGGGAGCGGAACCAGCAGGCGGAGCUGUGCAAGAACGGCUUCGGCCCGCAGUUCAACGGCCUGAUGCAGCCCUACGACGACAUGUACCCGGGCUACUCGUACAACAACUGGGCGGCCAAAGGCCUCACCUCGGCGUCGCUGUCCACCAAGAGCUUCCCCUUCCUCAACCCGCUCUCCUCGCAGAGCAUGUUCUCGCCGCCCAACUCCAUCUCCUCCAUGAGCAUGUCUUCCAGCAUGGUGCCCUCGGCCGUCACCGGCGUGCCGGGCUCCAGCCUCAACGGCCUCAACAACUUGAACAACCUGAGCAACCCCUCCCUCAACUCGGCCGUGCCCACGCCCGCCUGCCCCUACGCCCCGCCGACCCCUCCCUACGUUUACCGGGACACGUGUAACUCUAGCCUGGCCAGCCUGAGACUCAAAGCCAAGCAGCACUCCAGCUUCGGCUACGCCAGCGUGCAGAACCCGGCCUCCAACCUGAGCGCCUGCCAGUACGCCAUGGACCGGCCGGUGUGAGGGGCCGCCGUCCCCCACC
Messenger RNA from Gekko japonicus, 1455 nucleotides. It is a transcript of the gene PITX2, whose product is annotated as paired-like homeodomain 2. Lineage: Eukaryota; Metazoa; Chordata; Lepidosauria; Squamata; Gekkonidae. Gene Ontology annotation, molecular function: DNA-binding transcription factor activity, RNA polymerase II-specific; RNA polymerase II cis-regulatory region sequence-specific DNA binding. Gene Ontology annotation, cellular component: nucleus. The transcript has 3 exons. Gene Ontology annotation, biological process: anatomical structure morphogenesis; regulation of transcription by RNA polymerase II. The coding region runs from base 426 to 1436 and encodes 336 amino acids. The record is from RefSeq and is a predicted model, not a curated record.